Rotaria sp. Silwood2 is the source of this 915-nucleotide messenger RNA. Lineage: Eukaryota; Metazoa; Rotifera; Eurotatoria; Philodinida; Philodinidae. The record is from the annotation of a GenBank genome assembly.
AUGGCUUCUUCUUCAAUUAGUAUUAUUAACAGCAUCUCAAAUUCAUUAGAACCAGUUCCAUUGCCUGCUCAAAAAAGUUUGGAUGUGAUUGGUUCUCCUGUAUUGUCCAAUACUAAUGCAUUAUCUUCCAAUGAUUCAUUUGAUGAUUUUGAGACUGUUAAAGAUAAGAGGAAAAUUAAAGGUAAACAUAAAAUGAUGACUUCGGCUCGUCUUAAAUCUGAUUUUGUUCCAAUAUCCGUUUCACCAAUACUCAUUACUUCACCUUCAAAUAUUCCUGCUGCUGCUGCUAUUACUAAUGAUAAUUUGAUAUCUAAUGGUGAUCAACAUAAUGAUGUUACUAAACGUUUAUCUCCUCCUCAACAAAUAUCUAUUACAACUGAAUCAACUAGAUAUACACAAACACGUUAUCCUUUUCCACCUUUCAUUAUUAAAUUUAUUACUGGUAAUGUUUUACCUAAACAAGUUAAAGAAGAAUUAUUGACUCAUUGUAAUAAUGUAUUUCAAACUGAAAUUAACAUUUUAAACUGCCGUUUAUCAAACAUUCGCACAAAUAAUGAUUAUGAUAUUCUUCUUUUUGUAAAGGAUUCUUAUUCUUACUCAUUCUUAUUGGAUCAUAAACAUUGGCCCAAUGUUUUUAAUAAUGUGAAUUAUGCUUUUCAGUCUGACCAGGUUAUUCCUCCUCAAUUAUCAUUGAUAGUUAAGAAUGUUUAUCUUCAUUUGGACUUUGAUGAUUUCUGUUCAGAAAUUAAAUUACGUUAUCCAUCUGUUAAAAAUGUGAUUAGAAUGAAAAAUAAAUUUCAAAGUUAUAUCAAAUUAGUUAAACUUGAACUUACUUCAUCUAGUGUACGAGAAGAAUUAUUGAAUGAAAAAAAAUUAUUAUUGGAUACAUUGCUUAUGAUAUUGCUGAGUACUUAG